Molecule: messenger RNA, 462 nt
Organism: Penaeus chinensis
Lineage: Eukaryota; Metazoa; Arthropoda; Malacostraca; Decapoda; Penaeidae
Product: galactosylgalactosylxylosylprotein 3-beta-glucuronosyltransferase 2-like
Exons: 4
Coding region: 1-462 (153 amino acids)
Source: RefSeq, a predicted model, not a curated record
AUGGCGAGCUGGGAAAGUAUUUUAUACACAACACUGCGACACAAUGUUUUUACUGAUAACGGCCUGCUGGGGGCUACAAGAACGCUCGCCAGACGGGCUACAAAAACGGCCUCCGAUGUAAACAAUAACAAACCCACGAUGACGCUUCUCAAUCCUUACAAAGUGAGGCGGAAAAUAAACAAAUACUACUCGUACAUCGUAUUCCUGGUCGUCUUGUGGAUUCUCUGGUAUGGAGAUCUGUUUAGCUUUCACUGGCAGAAGCCUUUGGACCCUUUAGAUGGGGUUCCGAGAACUGUUGUCAGGGAACUGAUUGAAUUAAGGAGGCAGGUCAGACAACUUAAGACAGUUCUUAAAGAACAUAGGAUCCCAGAAAAAGAAUAUUCAGAUCCCUUUUUAACAACCAUCUAUGUCAUCACGCCAACCUAUGCCAGGCCUCAUCAGAAAGCGGAACUUACAAGGUGA